AGGCAUCGUUGUAGAGACAAUGGAAGAAGAUCAAGGCAACGAUCGCGGACAGAGAGAUACGGGAAUGGGCAGCGAUGAUGACAGCAUGGGAGAGGAGGAUUGUGAAGAGAGUGAGGAAGCAUCAAUGUUAUGUAGGCGCCGAGCAGCACUACUUCUAUGUGUUCAACAACUGUCCCUCGCUCUCAUUGGUCUCCAAACGGUUGCGCAAUCAGCAGCACUCGUAGCCAACGACCAACUAAACAAGACCAUACCCCAGCCAUAUCACACCUCCAUUUUGACUGGCCAUGGGUGGGUCCUUGAGCUGUUGAGUGGUCAUCCUGACCGCAUUCGUGCAGAACUUGGUGUCAGGCGCCAUGUUUUCCUUAGGCUGGUAGAUCUACUCAAGCGCUAUCAAUACAUUGACUCAAGGCAUGUCCGCAUUGAGG
This is a messenger RNA of Serpula lacrymans var. lacrymans S7.9, 425 nucleotides long. RefSeq lists its product as uncharacterized. Lineage: Eukaryota; Fungi; Basidiomycota; Agaricomycetes; Boletales; Serpulaceae. The transcript has a single exon. The annotation marks the transcript as partial. The record is from RefSeq and is a predicted model, not a curated record.